Molecule: messenger RNA, 843 nt
Organism: Porites evermanni
Lineage: Eukaryota; Metazoa; Cnidaria; Anthozoa; Scleractinia; Poritidae
Source: the annotation of a GenBank genome assembly
AUGGACAAAAGAAAUUGUUAUUCCAGGGCAACGUAUGUUUCUACAUCGGCAGAACAUAUAGCUAAAGUAAGAAAUAACCGAGAAACAUUAUUGCUUGCAAGAAUGAGCAAAGGACUCUCUCAACAGUCGAAUGGAACACUGCGAAGCUUUUACAGAGAAAAGGCGAAAACGAACAAUUGGCUUGAAAAAGUUCAGGAAAAAGUCUCGGGAAAGUUAAACACCAAGCCAGAAGAGAAGAUAGAUGUUAUUUGGAAAACUGAUGAGGUGAGAGAUGUGAUGAGAGUGCAAAUCAGAAUGAGACGAAAAAGUUUGGAAGUUAAUCAGACUGAAGAGACUCGAAGAAGAAUCCGGGAGUUCUUAACAUGUGAAAUUCCGGGGGAUAAGUCAAGGAAUGCGCAACUGGGACGUUUAGACAAAAUCGGUGCGAAGAAUGACUGGACUGAAUUAGAACAACGGAGUACGGGAGAAAGUUCAACAGAUGAGAAGAAAACGAAAAUGCAAACUUCAAAACUUUUUCGUGUUCGCUCGCGCACAUCCGGGAUAUGUUUUUCAUGUUCUCACUGUCACUUGCAGGGUUUGCGCCCAUCAGCAAGUGUACCAAAUAUGACAAGAAAAUGCUCAGAAGAGCAUCGAUCGCUUACCUCAUUGAAUUCGAACAUGGCACGGUUCAGAAAACUCAGUGUUCCCAUGACUAGUCAGCUGUUCCGGGCCCAAAAUAGAAGCUAUGACGUCUAUACCCCCUGCCCACCCUCCGCAGGGAGUACUCUAACGUCCAAGGGGGAACACACAACAAGAACUGGCUCCUGUUUGAAAUUAGUGCCGAUGAAAAAACACAGCAUUUGA